AAGAUGCAACCAGGCGACAGCAGCUCUCGCCCCUUCAAGCAGAGGAAAAGCCUCGCCACCAGGAUGCAUGAGGUGACGGAGAUCCGGAUCAAAUAUCCCAACAAGAUCCCGGUGGUUGUGGAACGCUACCAGAAGGAGAAGACCUUGCCGCCCUUGAACAGGACCAAAUUUCUGGUGUCCCAGGACCUGCCCCUCUCCCAGUUCGCUGUCACCCUGCGGACGCGGCUCUGCCUGGCCUCCUCCCAGACCUUCUACCUGCUGGUGAACAACAAAGGCUUGCCGAACAUGGCCGUCACCAUGCAGGAGCUGUACCGUGACAACAAGGAUGAGGAUGGCUUUCUCUACUUGACCUACGCUUCCCAGGAGAUGCUCGGCAGCUCUUCCUCCAGCGCGCCCACG
Messenger RNA from Balearica regulorum gibbericeps (East African grey crowned-crane), 399 nucleotides. Its product is annotated as microtubule-associated protein 1 light chain 3 gamma. The record is from RefSeq and is a predicted model, not a curated record. NCBI's taxonomy places the organism in Eukaryota, Metazoa, Chordata, Aves, Gruiformes, Gruidae.